Messenger RNA from Penaeus monodon (black tiger shrimp), 1037 nucleotides. Its product is annotated as probable peptide chain release factor C12orf65, mitochondrial. Gene Ontology annotation, molecular function: translation release factor activity. The transcript is spliced from 3 exons. NCBI's taxonomy places the organism in Eukaryota, Metazoa, Arthropoda, Malacostraca, Decapoda, Penaeidae. Gene Ontology annotation, cellular component: mitochondrion. The coding region runs from base 58 to 693 and encodes 211 amino acids. The record is from RefSeq and is a predicted model, not a curated record. Gene Ontology annotation, biological process: translational termination.
UUUGUUUACAAGUUCACGAACGCUUUGCAUCGUCUGCUCGUCGUGGAACUCGUAGAAAUGAAGAUGAGAUGGCUCCAGCUAAAAAGUAUCUACCACCAUUUACAGCAGCUAAGACCAGUAAAUGGCAUUAACUUGAUGAAACUGACAGCACUAGAGAAUAGGACAAGGGAACUAUCUACACAUUGUCCACACCCACCAUUGUACUUAUCAUGUACACCCAGUAAUAUCUGUCCAGUACUCAGUUUUAAAUCACAGCACACACUCUGUAGACAGCUUCAUACACUAUCAUUACAAAAACAGUUCUCUGAAUAUCAAGUGAAAGGAUGUAUGAGUAUACAUUCUGGUACAUUUACUUGUAAUAAAAAAGUGGACAGGUCAAAUGUACCAACACUGAAUGAGGAAGACUUAGAAGAAAGCUUUAUUCGAGGAAGUGGUCCUGGGGGACAGAGUGUCAACAAGACAGCAAGUGCUUGCAUGUUAAAACAUACCCCAACUGGUAUUAUUGUUAAAUGUCAUGAAGACAGAAGUUUGCAUAAAAAUCGCACUACAGCUCGUAAGAUGAUGAUUGAAAAACUGGAUCAGCAUUUCAAUGGUGACAUGAGUGUUGCUGCUCAGUUGAAGAGAAUGCAGAAUGAAAAGCAAACAAAAGCACAACUAAAAGCAAAGAAAAAACAGAUGAUGAAAAAGGCAUAGAAAAGAGCGAGAAGGUUUGAAUGAAAGCUAAAUGUAUGAAUCAGUAUACAUAACUUUGCAGAUGUAAUGUAAAUUAAGAGGUGUAAAUAAUAAUUAAUGUGUGCACAUAGAAGAUGGCAUUUCUUACAAUAAUCAUCAGUACGCAGGAUUUAAUAAUAUCUUCUGCAGGUAUCACCAAGAGCUUUUGACAGGACUUUUGUUCAGUGCUAAUUGUACCUUAAGCAAUAAUCUAGGAAUAGAAUUGCUCCUAUUUUUGUUACAGCUCUUAAAAUCUGUCUGCAUCUGUACAGGUUCAGCAUCUUGUAUGAAUUCUACAAAGACAAUAAUGCCUUUUUAUACCAAAG